GGCUGCUUCAGCUGAGGAUUUCAGGGGACUUGCUUCUCUCUGAUGGUGUACAGACCAGGCAAAGAUGAGAGGAGCAGAGACCCUCCUCUUCCUUCUCUUCUUGGACUGUUGGCACGGCGCAGAGCCCCACCACCCUUUCCACCUCAUCAAAGGUUCUCUUCAACAAAAGAGCUUGAAAAAUUCUGAGUCUGCACCACGGUCAAGUAAGCAAGAACACGUGGCUAGGCUCUUUGGCCACGCCCCAGAGGAGGAGGGGCGGAAGGGGCCCUUGCUGUUCCACAGGGCGGUCAGCGAUCAGUUCCCAGACGCUCGGAACAGGACGGUGCCGUGCUUGCAGCUCCUGCACUUCCUCCAGAGGAACACCGUCAUCGUCAUCGGCUCGGUGGCGGGCAUCCUCGCGGCCACAGUGCUGCUGCUGCUCAUGCUGACCAUACUCAACAGGAGGAAGCAGGCCCUCUAUCCGCCGGCAAACAUGACGUAUAACAUCUUCAUAAUGAGCGGAAAGACCUGGUGGCAAAAGUCUCAAGAAAAGAACCCCAGGAGCAGCGCGGGGCGGCAGAAGCAGCUGAACAGCGACUCCCGCGCCUAGGC
Molecule: messenger RNA, 591 nt
Organism: Eptesicus fuscus (big brown bat)
Lineage: Eukaryota; Metazoa; Chordata; Mammalia; Chiroptera; Vespertilionidae
Gene: C16H2orf92
Product: chromosome 16 C2orf92 homolog
Exons: 5
Coding region: 65-589 (174 amino acids)
Source: RefSeq, a predicted model, not a curated record